Molecule: messenger RNA, 2158 nt
Organism: Westerdykella ornata
Lineage: Eukaryota; Fungi; Ascomycota; Dothideomycetes; Pleosporales; Sporormiaceae
Exons: 2
Coding region: 8-2158 (716 amino acids)
Cellular component (GO): mitochondrion
Molecular function (GO): ATP hydrolysis activity; ATP binding
Source: RefSeq, a predicted model, not a curated record
GAAAAGCAUGUGGAAAACAACGAGAACUCUGGGGGUUUCGCGCAAAGGAAAGGCAAGAGAUAUACAUUUGAAAUGGGUAUGCGAUAGCAGAGGGUUCCAAUUGCGCCGCUGGCGUGAAUCACCCCUUACCAUCGCAGCACUCACGACACGCACCUACUCCUCGACCACCACCACAACCACACCACCCCCGAUCAUCCAAAUCCAAAAUGCCACCUUCUACGCAAACCACCCCUCAUCCGCCCCCAAUGACAAGAACCCCCCUCUCUUCCCCAACCUAACCCUCACCCUCCCCUCCUCCUCCACCCCUCCCCAACACUGGGCCCUCCUCUCCCCCUCCUCCACAAUCCGCACCACCUUCCUCCGCCUCCUCCGCGGCGACCUCAUCUGCGUCCCGCCCCAAUCCCGCACCUACCCCUACCUCCUCACCCCAGAGAUCUCCUCCAAACACCCCUCCCUCCGAAACCCGGACGUAGCCAUCUCCUACGUACACUUCCUCCCCACCCGCUCCCCCCACGAAUCCUUCUCCUACCUCUCCGCGCGCUACGAGUCGCGCGUCGAGACCACGGAUUUCACGCUCGAGCGGUACUUGACGGGCAUCGAGGGGCUGAAUCCGGGCGAGGAGAUGGUGAGGGAGAAGAUGCCGGAUAGGGAGGUUAUGGAGAGGGUGGUGCGGGAUCUGGAGUUGGAGGCGUUGUGGGGCAGGCCGUUGGGGCAAUUGAGUAAUGGGCAGAGGAGGAGGGCGGGGAUUGCGAGGGCGUUGUGUAGGAGGCCGGCGUUGGAGGUUUUGGGGCUGGAUGCGCCGUUUAUUGGACUGGACCCUUUUGUCGCUCAGCAUAUAUCAAACGUGCUGUAUAAGCUCGCUGAGGCGAACAAGCCCCGGAUCGUGCUUGCUCUGCGACCUCAAGACCCGAUCCCAGAGUGGAUCACGCAUAUUGUGUACGCAGGAGAAGACGGAGUCGUGGCUGCUCAGGGCCCGAAAGAGGAGGUCUUCAAGUACCUGAAGGAAGAGUACCAAAGGGCAGAACAAUCCUUCGUGGGUGGCCAGGGGGAAGAGAAAGAGUUGGAUCCCAAGUUGGUGGAGAUCAGAGAAGUCGGUCGUCAUCUCUCCGAACGGGGCGAUUUUGAAGUUGACGCUCCAACCUCUACUGCAUCUGGCCCUCUCCUGAGCCGCGACGGCUUCGAGAAAUACGACACCUCGCCCACCCCCCUCGGCGAGCCCGUCGUCGAAAUGCAAGGCGUCCGCAUCAGGUACGGCAGCACCUCUGUCCUCGGCGACUGGACGCAAACCAUCGACGGCACACCCAAACCAGGGCUCUGGUGGACCGUCCGCCGCGGCCAGCGAUGGGGCAUCUUCGGCGCCAACGGCUCAGGCAAGACGACGCUCCUCAGCCUCGUCACGUCGGACCAUCCGCAAACCUACUCGGCGCCCGUUCGCAUCUUCCAGCGCUCGCGGCUGCCCGAGCCGGGGAAACCGGGCAUCACCAUCUUCGACAUCCAGGCCCGCAUGGGCCACGCCUCGCCCGAAGUCCACGCCCUCUUCCCCAAACACCUGUCCAUCCGGCGCACGCUCGAGUCCGCCUGGGCGGACACGCCCAUCACGCCGCCCAGGCUCGACGACGAGGCCGUGCGCCGAGUGGAUGCUUGUCUGCGCUGGUUCGAGCCGGAACUGAACCCAGGUUACAUAUACACCAAACAAGGCUCGUCUAGUACCAGGUCCGAUCUCUCGUGGUCCGACAUCCCGCUCUUCGGCGCCCUACCGACCUCGACACAGCGCCUCCUCCUCUUCCUGCGCGCCACGAUCCGCAACCCGGACACCGUCAUUCUCGACGAAGCCUUCAGCGGCAUGGACGACCUCGUGCGCGAUAAAUGCCUCCUUUUCCUCAGCCGUGGGGAAACCAUGUCGUUGCACUAUACUGAGGCGGGGGUGAGGCCGGUGGAAAGCGAGCUGAGUAAGAAAGGGGAGGUGGUGUUGAGGGGGUUGGAGGAUAGACAGGCGUUGUUGGUGGUGAGUCAUGCGCGGAGCGAGAUUCCGGGGUGUGUGAGGGAGUGGGUUUGUUUGCCUGAGGGGGGCAGGGGGGUGCCGAGGUGGGGGAGGUGGGAUGGGCCGGUGGAGUUGGAGGGGGGGAGGUGGAGGGAGGUUUGGGGGGUGGAGAGGUAG